Molecule: messenger RNA, 1749 nt
Organism: Hypoxylon fragiforme
Lineage: Eukaryota; Fungi; Ascomycota; Sordariomycetes; Xylariales; Hypoxylaceae
Product: NAD(P)-binding protein
Exons: 3
Coding region: 581-1594 (337 amino acids)
Cellular component (GO): mitochondrion
Molecular function (GO): oxidoreductase activity; zinc ion binding
Source: RefSeq, a predicted model, not a curated record
AUCAACCCGAAAUAGAUGGCAUAGUUAGUAGGCAAAUGGUAGGUACACAACAUGAAAACCAUGUACGGCGGUAUGACAAAGUUUACCUUGGAUUAUACCCACCCCAAGUCUUGAAGUUCUCUCGAUAAUUCAACCAUCGAAUACACUGAACCGGCUCCAUACCCUGCUAUUUGAACUUCUUUGUCUGUCAAAGAAACCCCGAAGGCGGUCAGAGCUGCCAGAAAUCGGGAAUUAACCAACGAUGGUAGGGAUUUGACAAGCCCCUGUCAUGCUUACUGAUGUAGCCAAUCAUCAUUAUACCGAGGUUCCCCAUGGGCAAUGAUGAAGUUCAAAGACUAAGACAAUGUAAGGAGGUACUACUAUACAUAUUUACAUAUUAUCACAUAUUCGCCCUCAUCUCAUCAAUACCGUGUUCUUUACCGGUUACUCUGAUCUUGAAUUUUACCAAAAAUUUGCAAAAUUUGCAAAAUUUCCAAGAAUAGCCGAAAUCAUAUAAUACCAUCGUAACUCACUCACUAGAAACUUACUCGUAACAGUUUCGAAUCACUGCAUAGUAAUCAGGAUAUAAAACGAAGUAAUCAUGCGGGGCAUCCAAAUCACAGAAUAUGUCAAGGGCCCGAAAGAGCUCAAGGUCUCAGAGCUCCCGGACCCGACGCCGAAGCCGGAUCAGUACCUCGUCGAGGUUCACGCCGCGGCGACCAACUUCUUCGACAUCCUGCAGAUCCAGGGAAAAUACCAAAAUCAACCUCCCUUCCCCUGGGUCUCCGGCGCCGAGUUCUCCGGCAUCGUCCGCGCAACCCCCUCCAACGCCAAGUCCCCCCCUAAGUACCCCGUCGGCAGCCGCGUCUUCGGCGCCAGCGCAGGCGCGUACGCGACGCUCGUGUGCCCGGCAGAGCACGAACUACUGCCUGUGCCAAAGGGGUGGUCCUUCGUCGACGCAGCCGGGCUCUUCGUAACCGCGCCGACAAGCUACGGCGCACUAGUGCAGCGCGCAGGCAUCAAAGCCGGCGACUGGGUGCUCGUGCACGCCGCAGCCGGCGGCGUCGGGCUCGCCGCCGUGCAAGUCGCCAAAGCCUUCGGCGCGACCGUGAUCGCGACGGCCGGGACCCCGCGCAAGCUCGAGGUGGCCAAGCAGUUCGGCGCGGACCACGUCGUCGACUACCGCGAUCCUGCGUGGCCGGACCUCGUGAAGAAGCUUACCCCGAAAGGCCGAGGCGUCGACAUCGUCUACGACCCCGUCGGCCUCGUCGACAAGAGCACCAAGUGCAUCGCGUGGAACGGCCGCAUCCUCGUCGUCGGCUUCGCCGCGGGACAGAUCGAGAAGCUGGCCAUGAACAAGGUGCUGCUGAAGAACAUCAGCAUCGUCGGCAUCCACUGGGGCGCGUACGCGCGCUUCGAGCGGGAGACGAUACCCGUUGUUUGGGAGGGGAUUGGAAAGCUGAUCGAGGAAGGGAAAUUUAGGGGCACGGUGUUCGCGGAUAAGGAGUUUGUGGGGCUCGAGAGCAUCCCGGAUGCGCUGUUGGCGUUGGGAGGGAGGGAGACGUGGGGGAAGGUUGUGGUGAAGAUCCCGCAGUCGGGGGAGAAUAAGUUGUGAGGAAGGGGGGAGAUAUUUGUAGGUUAGGUAGGUACUCAGGGCACACGUCUUUAGCAUUGGGUCUUUGGUUUUGGUUUUGGUUUUGGUCUUGGUGAUUUAACAUGGCCUGUGUACUUUUUUCAUGUGCAAGCAUAGGCUAGGCUAGGUAGAUAUGU